Cryptosporidium muris RN66 is the source of this 945-nucleotide messenger RNA. RefSeq lists its product as uncharacterized. The record is from RefSeq and is a predicted model, not a curated record. The transcript has a single exon. Bases 1 to 945 code for a protein of 314 amino acids. NCBI's taxonomy places the organism in Eukaryota, Apicomplexa, Conoidasida, Eucoccidiorida, Cryptosporidiidae.
AUGACAGAUUUCAUAUGUACUUACCACCCAUUUACUGGAUGUAUUAAAAAUGGCAUAGAAUCUAUACAAGGUUCUACUGAGAAAAUUCUUCAUAAUGAGAGAGAAGUCUUUGAUAUAUAUGUUGAUAUUAUUAAACAUAGAAAUAAUGAAUUAGAAUCUCAAUUAGAGCUUGAAAUUAGAUCUGAAGAAGAAUUACAAGAAGAAAUUGCAAGAUUAACGGAAGUAUUGAGUAAAAGAGAGUGUGAUCUAGAAUCUAAAGAAGGUAGAUUAUUUGAACUUGAGAAACUUAUUGAUAUAUCUUUAAAGCAAGAGAAAAAAUAUGAGAAGGAAUUAAAUAAAAUUAUAAGAGAAAAGGAGGAUUUGAUUAAACAACUAGCUGAUGCUCAUAAUAAACUACAAGAUUUAAGGAACCAAGUAUCAUUGAAAAAAAAUGAUGAGAUGAGUACUAUUCAGGCUUUGAGGAAUCGUAAACGACGCUCUAAUGAUAGUAAAGGUAUCAAUGGGGAAGAGGAAACAACAAUAAAGAAAAGAGGUCGUUUGAAACGCCCAGAAACAGAUGACUUAACUGAAAAUAUUGAUAAAAUGAAGGAUUCAGUAGUUUCAAAAAGUAAUAAUCCACUUGGUGAGAUAUUAUGUAAAACUAAUUUGGGAAGAUUAAGACCCCCGACACUACGUGGACGUGUUGUUAGAGCUGCAGAAGCUGCAAGUCCUAACAUUGAAGAUGCUCCAGAAUUGAAGACAUUGGAUAAAUUUACAUCAGCUAAGCCAAAAAAGGCAAGUAAAAUUGCAAAGAUUGCGAAGAUUCCACAAUAUAAUGAAAAUAUAUUGAAUGCAAUGAAGGUUGCAGAACUUAAAGACAUAUGUACAGAGCUUCAUUUGGAAUUUAGCAAUAGAACAAGGAAGUCUGAUUUGAUUCAUAUGAUAUUAUCAUUUCAGAAUGAGUAG